This is a messenger RNA of Hibiscus syriacus, 1105 nucleotides long. RefSeq lists its product as uncharacterized. The coding region runs from base 198 to 827 and encodes 209 amino acids. Lineage: Eukaryota; Viridiplantae; Streptophyta; Magnoliopsida; Malvales; Malvaceae. The transcript is spliced from 4 exons. The record is from RefSeq and is a predicted model, not a curated record.
UGUGUUUUAUUUCUCUCUGAACUUAACUAUUAGGCCUUCAUCCUCUCCCUCUCUCGUUUGCUCUGCUUCUAACUGGAACGUUAAACCCAGCAAUUCACUCUACCCAGAGUUUUCUCCUCUUUCUCUAUUACUUCAAGCUGGCAAUCGAAAAUCAAGAACCCAGUGUCCAUGAAAUCAAGCCCAAGAACAGAAGAAUCAUGGGGGCUGGUGGGCCUGAUGAUGAAGACAACCAGUGGCCUCCAUGGUUGACACCUUUGUUAAGAGAGCAUUUCUUUGUUCAAUGCAAGCUUCAUGGUGAUUCUCACAAGAGCGAAUGCAAUAUGUACUGCUUAGAUUGCAUGAAUGGCGCUCUCUGUUCUAUCUGCCUUGCUCAUCAUAAGGAUCAUCGUUGUACUCAGAUUAGGAGAUCGUCAUACCAUGAUGUGAUAAGGGUAUCUGAGAUACAGAAAUAUGUGGAUAUUUCUGGAGUGCAGACUUAUGUUAUAAACAGUGCUAAGGUUGUUUUCACCAAUACCUGUGAGGUCUGUGAUCGAAGCCUUGUCGACUCCUUUCGCUUCUGCUCUCUCGGUUGCAAGAUUGUUGGCACAUCCAAGAGUUUCCAGAAGAAGAAGAGGCACUUAGCCAUGGCAUCAGACUCUGAGGAUUCAUGCAGCAGCAGCAGCAGCAGUAGCAAUGGAAUGCUGGAGAAUAACCACCACAAAAAGAACAAAGCGAGAAGCAUUAGUCCUUCAACACCGCCUCCUACGUCGGUCAAUUACCGGACUGCGAAACGAAGGAAGGGGAUUCCCCAUCAAGCACCAAUGGGAGGUCUGAUCAUAGAAUAUUAACCUUGGCCAUUAUGUUGUGUUUGAAAUAUAGUUUACCCCCACAUACACAAAUAUGUGGAUAUAGAUUAUAGUAGAGCAGCAACAGCUAGAUGUGGAAAAAUAGUUCCCUUUUUUUUGUGUUUUACAAGAUAAAUAUAGGGUGCUUGGUUUAUACUUAAGGUUUUGGAAAACAGUUAAAGAGAAUGAAAGAUGUAAAUAGGGCAUUAAGAGUAGUGAAAAAAAAGGUUCAAUCAUCAUGUGAUGUUGUAAUGUAAUGUAUGAAGAAGAGAGAAGCGAUG